AUGCACAUCGCUCGGGUACAGUUUUUUUCUCAAAGUGUAUGGCGUCGCUGUGGCAACCGACUUAAUCGUAUCCGCGCUGCUCAGGGAUGCGCCAUCAUUUCGAUUCUGGUAUACGGCGGGGCGUUCUUCGCCAGUUUUGGAAUCCUGUACGGCUACUCUUUCAUUCGCUGGGUCUGCCUGGCGCUGAACGUGGUUGGCAUGAUCUUCCUGUGCGUUGUGUGGGCGGCCGUGGCGGUGACGUACAACAAGCAAGAGCGUUUCUGCCGCCCUAUUAAAGAUGACGGCACAUAUGGUGCCGGCUUUGUUCUCUUUGUGAUUGCGUGGAUACUGGAUAUCAUCAACACGGUGAUCCUGCUGCUCCCGUGCACGGUCACGGACAGUGACGAGGAUCAGCACAACAAGCGACCAGCAGCGCAAGACUAG
This is a messenger RNA of Leishmania mexicana MHOM/GT/2001/U1103, 423 nucleotides long. RefSeq lists its product as uncharacterized. The transcript has a single exon. The record is from RefSeq and is a predicted model, not a curated record. The coding region runs from base 1 to 423 and encodes 140 amino acids. NCBI's taxonomy places the organism in Eukaryota, Euglenozoa, Kinetoplastea, Trypanosomatida, Trypanosomatidae.